AUGGUAUCCUCAUCAUUAUACCUGGCCCUAACAAGCCUUCUAGUCUACACAAUAAGUGCAGUUACUGUUGAAUCCGAUUUUAUUUGUGGGGAAAAAGUUAUACCAAAAGAGGUUAUUCUUAUCGCCAUUGAUCGUGCCUGUCAGACUCUAUACAGUUCAUCUAGAAAUAUUAAAUUCCCCUCCGUGUAUGUUGCUUCCACCACAUUCUCUAUCGACGAUGCCGUUCUCUUUGCUUGGCCCAUAACAAUGCAAGCAAAGCAAUUUUCUAAAGGAAAUCCUGGUAGCUAUCGUGUUCUAAUAGACUCGAGCUGCAAAUUCAUUGGAAUGAUUGUCAUCUCAGAAGAUAAACAUGAUAUGCGCUGCUAUCAACCAGUGAAUACAGAGCGCUUUCAAAAUUUGUCUCUCAGUUCUGGUCAAGAAAAACAGCCUAUUUUCCGUGGUUAUAGAUGCCAGAACAAAGUUUUACAUAUUUUGAAAGUAGAAAGUAUCCGAAAUAAAUCUAUAAACUUAUAUAAUUUGUGGAAAUCUCAAGGAAAGAAAACAAGCUUAUAUAGUUUCGAGGCUGUUGACAAGCUUUUUGAGACGCCCAUCUCUUUACUGCCUAGUGAUAUGGCCAUAACUCUGAAUCAUAAUACAGAGAUCUUAAGUAACCCCUAUUUCAUUGUUAUCAAUUCUCAGCAUAAAAUAGUAGGCAUGGUCAUACGAGGCUACAAUAGCUGGGCAAAAUGUGACGAGCUUUGGGAAAUGGAGCCAGAACCCAACCUGUCUUCGGACCCCUCUGAAAAUUCUCUCGGAGAACGUAUUUUUGAAGGUGUGAAAGCAUACAAAUGCGGCAAUAUGAAUUUCUCGACCGCAUCAAUCAACAGUCACUUGCAACUGGCCUGCAAUAUAAUCAAUCUACCACGAUCCUCGGACUCUUCUAGUGCGGGAAGUCACACUAACCGGCCGAUAAAAGUACCAAAAAUAGGAAAUUUUUAUGUUUGGAAGAGAGCUCUACAACUGCCCGAAAAAGAUGCAUCUCUCAAAACUGAAGGAUCGAAGAAUAAUCCCGUCAUAUUGUUUGAUCAGGAAUGUAAUUUCUACGGAGUUCACUGGUAUAUUGGCUCCAAAAUUGUGGAAUGCAAUAAACUAUGA
Messenger RNA from Blumeria graminis f. sp. triticale, 1134 nucleotides. The record is from the annotation of a GenBank genome assembly. NCBI's taxonomy places the organism in Eukaryota, Fungi, Ascomycota, Leotiomycetes, Helotiales, Erysiphaceae.